Manihot esculenta (cassava) is the source of this 3114-nucleotide messenger RNA. RefSeq names its product probable LRR receptor-like serine/threonine-protein kinase At3g47570. Gene Ontology annotation, biological process: protein phosphorylation. The transcript has 2 exons. The record is from RefSeq and is a predicted model, not a curated record. Gene Ontology annotation, molecular function: protein kinase activity; protein binding; ATP binding. The coding region runs from base 1 to 3114 and encodes 1037 amino acids. Gene Ontology annotation, cellular component: plasma membrane. Lineage: Eukaryota; Viridiplantae; Streptophyta; Magnoliopsida; Malpighiales; Euphorbiaceae.
AUGGCCCUUUAUUGCUGGAUUUGGUCAGCAUGUUUCUCAUCAUUGUGCCUCUUCUCUAUUCUUCAUCUCUUGUUCUUCAACUUGGCAGCAGCAGCCACUGCCAUCCAUGGGAACAACGAAACAGAUCGAGUUGCACUGCUGGAACUCAAGGGCAAAAUAAUUGAUGGCCCAUCUGGGGUGAUGAGUUCAUGGAAUCGCAGUCUUCACUUCUGCAGAUGGUAUGGCGUUACCUGUGGGCGUAGACACCAAAGAGUCACAAUAUUAGACCUAAACUCUUUUCAACUUUCAGGUUCCAUCUCAUCCCAUGUUGGCAAUUUGAGCUUCUUAAGAGAGUUGGACCUUUCAAACAAUAGCUUCACCCAUGAGAUCCCUCCCCAGAUUGGCCACUUACGUAGACUGCAAGUUUUGUCUCUUUAUAACAAUUCAUUUGAUGGUCAGAUUCCUCCCACCAUAUCUAACUGUUCAAACCUUGCUUUCUUUUAUUUGGAUAACAACAAUCUUGCAGGGGAAAUUCCUGUGGAGCUUGGUUCCUUAGUGAAGCUGAAAUCCAUCUAUUUACAGCGUAAUAAUUUCAUAGGGACUCUCCCACCAUCUUUCGGGAAUCUAUCAUCCCUUGACAUCCUCGGUGCAUAUCAAAAUCAAUUGAAUGGAAAUCUCCCAGAAUCUUUAGGCCAAUUGAAGAGUCUAAGGAUUUUAUCAAUCUUUGAAAAUGAAUUUUCGGGUACUAUUGCUCCUUCCAUCUUCAAUCUUUCAUCAAUUGAGGGUUUAGACCUGUCAUCUAACCACUUCCAAGGGAAUCUUCCUAUGGACAUUGGAAACUCUCUUCCGAAACUCCAACAUUUUUCUGUUGCUGUUAACCAAUUCACUGGCAUCAUUCCAACUUCAAUUUCUAAUGCGUCAAAUCUAGAAUUGCUUGAUCUACUCGUAAAUAAUCUCACCGGAAGAGUGCCUUCUCUUGACAAGUUACAUAGGCUUUCAGAAUUUAUGAUUUCUGUCAACAAUUUAGGAAGUGGGAAAGCUGAUGACUUGACAUUUCUUUCCACCUUAAUGAACGCCACAGCUUUACAAUUGCUAGGGAUAGGCAACAACAACUUUGGUGGGGAACUUCCUGAACAAAUCGCCAACUUUUCAAAAGAGCUCAACAUAUUUGUCAUACAAAAUAAUCAAAUAUCUGGAAACAUCCCAGUUGGAAUAGAGGUUUUGGUUAACUUGGAAGUUCUCUAUGCAGAUGGUAACAAACUUUCAGGUAAUAUUCCAUCAGGCAUUGGACAGCUUCAAAAUCUAAAAUUACUUUCUCUUGGAAAUAAUAAUUUAUCAGGAUAUAUUCCAUCAUCUCUGGGAAACCUGACAAAUUUACUUGAAAUUUUUUUGUAUAACAAUAGUCUUCAAGGUACCAUCCCUUCCAGUCUAGGCAAGUGGAAAAAAUUGCUCAAACUAGAUUUUUCUACAAACAAUCUUAGUGGUCCCAUACCCCCAGAACUUUUUGGACUUUCCUCCUUGUCAAAACUUCUUUCUCUGUCUGUGAAUCAUUUGUCUGGCUCCAUUCCAGAAGAAGUACAAAAUUUGAAAAAUCUAGGAAUCCUUGACCUUCAAGACAACAAGUUGUCAGGAGAGAUUCCUAGUGGUCUUGGCAGUUGUACAGAUCUAGAAUUGUUAUUCAUGGGUUCCAACUUGUUCCAGGGGUCCAUUCCUUCCUCUUUUGCUUCGUUAAGAGGCAUUAGGGAGUUAAAUAUUUCUCAUAAUAAUUUGUCAGGCAAGAUUCCAGAGUUUCUGAAGGGCUUCAACUCAUUACAGCUUUUGGAUUUAUCUUAUAAUGAUUUUGACGGCAUGGUACCAGUGGAAGGAGUUUUCAAGAAUUUUAGUGCUACCUUUGUGGGGGGAAACAAAAAUCUAUGUGGUGGCAUACCUAAUUUUGGGCUACCUGAAUGCAAAUUUGAACAAUCAAAGAGGAGACCAACUACAAAACUAAAGAUCAUAAUCUCUGCUAUUUGUGUGGUUACAAGUAUUACAUUUUUUCUAAUUGCUUUGCUUCUUUGGCAUCUUUCAAAAAGGAGGAAAGGAGAAGCUACGUCACUAUUUGAUGGGAAUUCACUAUUGAAGUUGUCUUAUCAAAGUUUGCUAAAAUCCACUAAUGGAUUCUCUUCAGAUAAUUUGAUUGGUGUUGGUAGCUUUGGAUCUGUAUAUAAAGGGAUUCUUGAUCAAGAAGGGAUGAUAAUUGCAGUUAAGGUGCUUAACCUGAUGCGUCGAGGAGCUUCAAAGACUUUUAUUGCCGAAUGUGAAGCCUUACGAAAUAUCAGGCAUCGAAAUCUUGUCAAAGUUAUCACAGCUUGUUCAGGAGUUGAUUAUCAAGGCAAUGAUUUCAAAGCAUUGGUUUACAAUUUCAUGGUCAAUGGAAGCUUAGAAGACUGGUUGCAUCCAAUUCUUGGAUUAGAAGAGGUGCCAAGAUCUUUAAAUAUUGUCCAAAGAUUGAGUAUUGCUAUUGAUAUUGCUUGUGCACUUGAGUAUCUACACAACCAAUGCGGAACACCAAUUGUUCAUUGUGAUCUAAAGCCAAGUAAUAUCCUUCUUGAUGAAGAAAUGGUCGGACAUGUAAGUGAUUUUGGGUUAGUGAAGUUCCUUUCAAGUGGGAUGCUUGACAACUCAACAAAUCAUUCUAGUUCACUUGGAAUCAGAGGAACUGUUGGUUAUUGUCCUCCAGAGUAUGGUGUGGGAAGUGAAGUAUCAACGCAUGGUGACGUGUUUAGUUUUGGUACACUCUUAUUGGAGAUGUUCACAGGAAAAAAGCCGAUUGAUGACAUAUUUCAAAAUAAUUUGAGUCUUCAUAGUUUUGUCAAAAGAGGUUUGUCCGAACAAGUGAAAGAAAUAGUAGAUUCCAAACUUUUUCAUAUGCAACUCAAUGGUGACGCAACAUCAAAUCAUAAUCACAAUUUCAGAAAUGGGAGAAAUAACAUAUUGAUUGAAUGCUUGACUUCAACAUUAGAAAUUGGAAUGUGUUGUUCUAUAGAAUCACCACAAGAGCGCAUGAAUAUCAGUGAUGUCGUUGCUCAGCUCACUUCCAUUAGAAACAAACUUGUUGGAACUCGAUUACCAAGGGGUAGAGAAACCUCAGUUUAG